Messenger RNA from Suillus plorans, 410 nucleotides. RefSeq lists its product as uncharacterized. The transcript has 2 exons. Bases 114 to 341 code for a protein of 75 amino acids. The record is from RefSeq and is a predicted model, not a curated record. Lineage: Eukaryota; Fungi; Basidiomycota; Agaricomycetes; Boletales; Suillaceae.
UAAAGAGCUCUUCGAUUUUUGCAUGUGGUGCUAUCUGUAUAUUGCGACAUGUGACUGUUUGGAUUCGUAUCUUUGGCAUCUUGUGAAGGUGGAAUAAGGAUUCUAAAGCGACGAUGUGUCUGUACGAUGGUUGCAAAGGUCCGACAACGGUAUGCUUGGUUUAUCUGAUAGAUCUCGUUUUAGCUCGCAACCUUGACCGGCUCCUGCUCAAGUCAGCACUGCAAAACAUCACUGAAAUAAAGUGGCCACUGACCGAGGCUGUACAAUCAGAAAUCGGGCUUUUUGUGCCUGUUACAGGCUUCUCGUUUCCCAUCACGAACGCUGUUGUUAUAGACCACUAACCUUCCCCACUCGCCUACACCUAUCCUCGACCAUGACUUACGUCUCAAAUGAUCCCAUUUGGUGGCCGA